ACAGGCACACACGAACCCGAUCAUGACAUGAAAGCAUGAAAGUUGCUGAAUACUCGUGUCAAAAUUUCGUUAUCUGUUGUCACGGCUUGGCAACACCUGGUCUCUUCCAACACCACAGCUGACCUCUUCACGUUGAGUAGUAUUUAGCUUUGAAACAGUGAUAAGCGACAUUAUGCUUCUACAUGGAGUGACAGUCAGAAUGUUUCGAGAUGUAACCAUAUUGUGGUUGUUAGGGUUGGCUUGGAUACAACCGUUCACUGUGUCCAUGCACACAGAACAUAUCACGGUAAAAGUCGACCACGUCCUACAGGAAAUUGAUGAUAUGUUUGUUGGUAUCACCAUGGAAAGCGGUCAACUGAAAUCCAACCUGACGACCCCAAAUAUCAGGUCGCCCAAACUGUUUACUCUUGGAAAAGCCUUAGCGCCAGGGUAUAUGCGAGUUGGAGGAACAUCAGGGGAUCGCAUGGUCUUUGACCCGAAUCGCAACCUAGACACUCCGCAGCAGUAUCAUCUCCAAGCUAACAACUGGGAUGCAUUCAACGAGUUUAUUCACAAUACGGGGCUGAAACUGGUGAUUAGCCUCAACCUGCUGCUGCGUGAUGGAACAAAGUGGAACCCAUCAGAUGCUAAGCAGUUGCUAAAAUAUUCCUCUGACAAAGGGUAUCCUCUUGCAGGGAUUGAACUGGGAAAUGAACCGAACUUGUAUAACCGACGUAAUGCUACAAUCAGUGAGGCUCAGCUGGGUCGCGACUUCAUGGAACUAAAGCAAGUUCUGCAAGGAACGGACUAUAAAUCCAGUCUCAUCAUUGGACCUGAUACCGCCGGUUAUAAAGACACGUUCAUAAAAAACUUCCUGUCCCACGGUGGAGCUAGUGUUAUAAACGUCUUGACCUUCCAUCAAUAUUACUUUAAUGGACGCACCGCCAAGCUGGAAGACUUUUCUAAGUAUUCUAUUAUGAAUCGCCUUACAUCUACCCUGCACUCAGUGAUGAAUACGGUCCGAAGUCAUCAUGGCCUAGUGGCGUGGCUAGGGGAGACAUCGUCAGGUUAUGGGGGUGGCACUCCUGGCAUUGCUGACAGAUAUGUGGCAGGCAACCUGUGGCUUGAUAAACUUGGUGUAUCAGCAAAAUAUGGUCUAAAAGGGGUUAUGCGCCAGGCAUUCUUUGGUGGAAAUUAUGCACUUCUUGACGACAACUAUGACCCUAAUCCUGACUACUGGUUGACGCUUCUUUACAAGAGACUUGUUGGCAACAAAAUAUUUGAUGUUCCGUCUUCAUCUAACAACCUCCGACUGUAUGCCCACUGUACAAAGCUGAACAACGUGUACCACUACAAGCCUGGCAGUAUCACAGUGUAUGGUCUCAACUUGCAUGGAGACCACGUAACCCUAGCCAUAUCAGAGGCGCACGGCAAAAACGUGGACAUAUUCUGGAUGACUCCUGAGGGAGGAGACUUGAAGUCAAAAAAAGUAGAGGUCAAUGGCAAAACAUUGGAACUUGUCAACAACCAAAUACCACACAUUAUGCCAAAAGCUUUGGGAACUGGGACGAUUGUAGUGCCUCCACACUCCUUUGGGUUCAUUGUCAUUCCCGACGCCAACAUAGCGGCAUGCAACUCACAAAGCCAUGGUCCCAUUAUCGGAUAAUUGAACAAGCGUCCUGUUAAGAUAAAAAGCAGUAAUAAAUUGUUC
Haliotis rufescens (red abalone) is the source of this 1690-nucleotide messenger RNA. Its product is annotated as heparanase-like. The record is from RefSeq and is a predicted model, not a curated record. Gene Ontology annotation, molecular function: hydrolase activity, acting on glycosyl bonds. Lineage: Eukaryota; Metazoa; Mollusca; Gastropoda; Lepetellida; Haliotidae. The coding region runs from base 173 to 1645 and encodes 490 amino acids. The transcript is spliced from 10 exons. Gene Ontology annotation, cellular component: extracellular matrix; membrane.